This is a messenger RNA of Fusarium oxysporum Fo47, 768 nucleotides long. Its product is annotated as Apq12 family protein. The record is from RefSeq and is a predicted model, not a curated record. The transcript has a single exon. NCBI's taxonomy places the organism in Eukaryota, Fungi, Ascomycota, Sordariomycetes, Hypocreales, Nectriaceae. The coding region runs from base 47 to 586 and encodes 179 amino acids.
CUCAAACCUUACACCGACAGGAUUCCCAUCACAAAUUAUCGCCGAAAUGCCCUCCGUGGAACCCCCAACGCUGGCAACGCACCUCCUUACAGCGCUGCUCCCCCCAGAGCUCGCCGAUUCUAUCCAAAAGCACAUCCUGCACCCACGCUCGCCCGUCCAAAUCAUCGCGCGCAACGUCCUCGACCAAGCGCAGAAUCUUCUCGACACGGCUGCACCUCUUCUCGAGCCGCUAUUUGAUCGCGUCAUGAUCGUACUAGCAGAAAACCAAGGCCUCGUCGGCGUGAUUGCAUCGCUGGUUGUACUCGCCACUGUUGUAAUAAUUCUCAAUUGGAUUCGCCGUCUGCUCAUGUGGUGGACGCGCAUGGCUAUGCGCAUCGCGACUUGGGCUUUUCUACUUGCUCUUGCAGCGUGGAUCUGGGAGCGUGGUGUCUUUGAGAGUGCAAGGGAUAUGGCUGUCAUGGGCGGCAAGAUCGUGGGAUACCUGGCCGUUGUCAAGGAUGUUUGGCUGCAGGAGUAUGAUCGCUACGAGGCGCAACAGGGCAUGGCCGGAACCAGAGGCACGGCUUCUGGACGACGAUCGAGAUAAGCGACGUCCAUACAGAACGAAUCUAUGUGGACGGCGAAUAUACAGCAAUGGCUGCUUUGCAUACGACCCGACACUUUUGAAUACCCCCAGAAGACGGAACAUCAAGGAAAGCACCAAAAACAGAGCAUGGAUAUAUCAUGACCAUACAACAUAACACACCCAUCAGCAUCAUUCUUACGAUU